Messenger RNA from Arachis duranensis, 417 nucleotides. RefSeq lists its product as uncharacterized. The coding region runs from base 1 to 417 and encodes 138 amino acids. Gene Ontology annotation, biological process: DNA integration. The record is from RefSeq and is a predicted model, not a curated record. NCBI's taxonomy places the organism in Eukaryota, Viridiplantae, Streptophyta, Magnoliopsida, Fabales, Fabaceae. Gene Ontology annotation, molecular function: nucleic acid binding. The transcript has a single exon.
AUGGUGAGUGAUCAAGGCACCCUUUUUUGUAAUAGGAGACUGAUCGCUCUACUAAAGAAGCAUGGCAUUAUUCACAAGGUAAGAAUUGCUUACCACCCGCAGACUAACGGACAAGCAGAGGUGUCUAACAAAGAGAUAAAGCGUAUCCUAGAGAAGAUAGUCAAGCCUCAUAGGAAGGACUGGGGCACUAGGCUACAAGAUGUACUUUGGGCAUACCGGACAGCGUACAAGACACCUAUAGGGAUGAGCCCCUUCCGCUUAGUUUAUGGAAAGGCAUGUCACCUCCUAGUCGAGAUAGUGUACACGACAUUCUGGGCGGUAAGAGAAAUCAACAUGAGAUUUGAGAGGGCCGGAGUUGAAAGGAAAAUGCAACUACAUGCUGUACAAAGAGAAUAUGAAGAUGAAGGUUGUGCAUGA